Molecule: messenger RNA, 1010 nt
Organism: Physeter macrocephalus (sperm whale)
Lineage: Eukaryota; Metazoa; Chordata; Mammalia; Artiodactyla; Physeteridae
Product: actin-binding LIM protein 2-like
Exons: 7
Biological process (GO): lamellipodium assembly
Cellular component (GO): actin cytoskeleton
Molecular function (GO): actin filament binding
Source: RefSeq, a predicted model, not a curated record
AUGUUGGCCUCAGAGGCUCGAGCCCUCGCCCAGUAGCCGCCGGCAGCCUCCAGGGUGCUGGCCCUUCGGGUGGAGGCCACAGUCCGUGGGGAUGCCCGGAGGAGGAACAGUGUCGGAGCCGCAGGCCGCUCACAGUGCCCCGGAGAAGCCGGCCAGCACGGCGAUCCUGUGUAACACCUGCGGGAACGUGUGCAGGGGGGAGGUGCUGCGGGUGCAGAGCAAGUACUUCCACAUCCAGUGCUUCGUCUGCAAAGAAUGCGGCUGUGACCUGGCCGAGGGCGGCUUCUUCGUGCGGCAGGGCGAGUACAUCUGCACCCAGGACUACCAGAGACUGUACGGGACCCGCUGCUUCAGCUGCGACCAGUUCAUCGAGGGCGAGGUGGUGUCGGCGCUGGGCAAGACCUACCAUCCCAGCUGCUUCGUGUGUGCCGUCUGCCGGUUGCCCUUCCCGCCCGGGGACCGAGUGACCUUCAACGGCAAGGAAUGCAUGUGCCAGAAGUGCUCCCUGCCCACAUCAGCGGGCAGCAGCGUGCCCCUGUCCCAGGGCCUCUGGAGUUGCAAGGGCUGCGGAGUGGAGAUCAAAAACGGCCAGUCCCUGGUGGCCCUGGACAAACACUGGCACCUGGGCUGCUUCAAGUGCAAGACCUGCGGGAAACAACUGAACGCAGAGUAUAUCAGCAAGGACGGGCUGCCCUACUGUGAGGCCGAUUAUCACACCGAGUUCGGGAUCCGCUGCGAUGGCUGUGAGAAGUACAUCACGGGGCACGUGCUGGAGGUAAGGAGGCCAGCCUGGAGGCUGUGUGUGACUGUAGCCUGGCCGGCUUCCGGCACCCUUUGGGGUGGGCGGGACCCGGCAGGCCCAGCCGCGGCGGCCCGCCCUGCCCCUCCCGGCCUGACCCUGAGCCAGCGCCGUGCCUGCCGAGGCCCGUCCAUAGACGUCACCGGAACGUCCUCGGGGAUCCGACGGGUCGUGUCUGCGGAGUGUCCCCCGGCUCAGCGCCGGCCACGAG